GCGCCGGAAGGCCGCGGCGGGCUGGGGCGGAGCGCUGGGUGCCGCUCCGAGAGGGCUGGGGCCGCCCGUGCCGCCGCGCGUCCGCCAAGUGCUCCGCGUGUCCCCGCGGGCCGGGCUGGCGCAGCGCUGCCUCGGAAGGUGAACCGCUGCCCGCCGCGAGGAUGGACAGCGAGGUGCAGAGGGACGGUCGCAUCCUGGACUUGAUCGAUGACGCGUGGCGGGAGGACAAACUGCCGUACGAGGACGUGGCCAUCCCGCUGAAUGAGCUCCCUGAACCAGAGCAAGACAAUGGAGGUACAACGGAGUCUGUGAAAGAGCAAGAAAUGAAGUGGACAGACUUGUCUCUCCAGUAUCUCCAUGAAAACGUCCCUCCCACGGGAAGCUAGUGAACCUGGGAGAUUUCACGCAGAGGGUGCAUGAAAGCAACAUAAAAAUUAUUUUUCUUCUGACCACCUCUGUCAUACACUUCUCUAAGGAGGAAACAAAGUUUCUGAAAAGGGCUUGGAUUCAAACUACAGUGACCCAGCAGUCCAACAUGGUUCUUUAAUUUGCAGGAAAUCACAAAGGCCACCUGAAACCUCAGAGCUAAUAGCAGGAUGUUUCUCCCUACUUAUGUAAAAUUAUUUUAUAUCUUCUGUUAACUUAUUCUUUAGUUGUUGCCAAUUCUGAUCUUAAAUGUUUUUUUGCACGUGAUAAAAAAAGUAGUUUUCACUG
This is a messenger RNA of Numida meleagris (helmeted guineafowl), 714 nucleotides long. It is a transcript of the gene ANAPC13, whose product is annotated as anaphase promoting complex subunit 13. Lineage: Eukaryota; Metazoa; Chordata; Aves; Galliformes; Numididae. The coding region runs from base 162 to 386 and encodes 74 amino acids. Gene Ontology annotation, biological process: protein K11-linked ubiquitination. The transcript has 2 exons. The record is from RefSeq and is a predicted model, not a curated record. Gene Ontology annotation, cellular component: anaphase-promoting complex.